Hansenula ciferrii is the source of this 786-nucleotide messenger RNA. RefSeq names its product mitochondrial 54S ribosomal protein uL10m (gene MRPL11). Gene Ontology annotation, biological process: translation. Gene Ontology annotation, cellular component: mitochondrial large ribosomal subunit. NCBI's taxonomy places the organism in Eukaryota, Fungi, Ascomycota, Saccharomycetes, Phaffomycetales, Wickerhamomycetaceae. The record is from RefSeq and is a predicted model, not a curated record. Gene Ontology annotation, molecular function: structural constituent of ribosome. The transcript has a single exon. Bases 1 to 786 code for a protein of 261 amino acids.
AUGUUUGGGAUAACGAGUAUGAACAGGGUUCAAUGUGUGAACAGAAUAAGUGCUCAUGGUGCUUUUGUUGGUGCAAAUUCCGGUACAAGAUGGGCUAGUUCUAAAAUUCAAUUUCAAAAAGGUUCAACAAUAAUUCAUAAAGAUGUAUCACCAACAACUGGACUUCCACCAAAGAAUUUAAAAAGAGAUGAUUCUAGAAAGACAUAUUUGAUAAAUAGAUAUAAAACGUUAUUACAAGAUAGUCCAAUUGUAUUAUUUGCUCAUCAUAAUAAUUUAUUAAAAAAUGAAGAAAAUCAAUUAAGAUCCACAAUAAAAGAAUCUGGUGGUGAUUUACACAUUUUAAGAAAUAAUUUAUUUUUAGCUUAUUUAAAAGCUGAAAAUGAAGAAUAUCCUUCAAGUAUUGAAGCAUAUGAACGUACCAAGAAAAAUUUCCAUCCUUUACAACCUUUCCUCAAAGGUCCAACUUCAAUGAUUAUUAUUAAAGAACAAAAUCCAUCAAUCGUGGGUAAAAUCAUUAAGAAUUUAAAAAAUGCAAAUGAAAAAUUAUUUAUAAUUGGUGCCCGUGUGGAAAAUAAUGUUAUGGAUUUAACUCAAGUUCAAAAAUUCAAAGAUUUACCAUCAAAAGAUCAAUUACAAUCAGAAUUGGCUGGUUUAUUAACUAUAUUGAGUGGUGCUGGUUUAGUUCAAACCUUACAAAGUGCUUCACAACAUUUAUAUUUAUCUUUAGAAAGUCAUCGUAAGAAUAUUGAUCCAUCUGAAAAAACAGAUGAAGUUAAGGAAGAAUAG